Molecule: messenger RNA, 1699 nt
Organism: Panicum hallii
Lineage: Eukaryota; Viridiplantae; Streptophyta; Magnoliopsida; Poales; Poaceae
Product: cystathionine gamma-synthase 1, chloroplastic-like
Exons: 2
Coding region: 138-1484 (448 amino acids)
Biological process (GO): transsulfuration
Cellular component (GO): chloroplast
Molecular function (GO): pyridoxal phosphate binding; cystathionine gamma-synthase activity
Source: RefSeq, a predicted model, not a curated record
CCUCUCAUCUUCAAAAGAGCCUUGGCCCUCGGGUUCUUGUGCCCAAAACUACGCAGACAACUAUUCCUUGGCCAUCAGCUUCAUCAAUUGCUUGAACUAAUCCGCCAUCCAGUUCUGCUUGAUCCUUCUCCGAGCUCAUGGCUCCGUCUACCUCCCUUGGCAAGAUCACGCUCCCGAGGCAGCAGCGCCGCCUCCUCCAACCUCUCAACUCUCCAAAGCACAAGCGCGUCGCCGCCACGCCCCCAGCUGGGUUGCUCCAAGAGUUGCUCGGCGAUGUUCUGCCUCCGAAGCCAAAACACACCUCCGACGAGACUCUGGCCGUCCACGCUGGGGAGAAGCUUGGGAAGGGCGCGGACGAGGCUGCCACGGACUCGAUCGCGACGCCAAUCGUGAGCGGCACAACGCACUGGUUCAAGAGCUCCGAGGACCUCAUCGCCUUCAAGGAAGGCCGGCGGCACAGCCACGAGUACGGCCGGUACAGCAACCCAACGGUGAAGGUCCUAGAGGACAAGAUCAGCGCGCUCGAGAGAGCCGAGGCGACCCUGGUCACGUCAUCUGGCAUGAACGCCAUCGUUACCACGCUGCUCGCACUCGUGCCGCCGGGCGGCCACGUCAUGACGACCACUGACUGCUACAGCGAGGCCCGCGCCUUCAUCGGCGAUAGGCUCUCCAAGAUGGGCAUCAGGUCCACAUUCAUCGACCUCGACGACAUGGAGUCGCUAAAGGCCGUUCUUGACCAGGACGAUGUGACUCUCUUCUACGCCGACUCCCCAACAAACCCACUCCUCAAGUGCGUGGACAUCAGGCUUGUUGCAGAGUUGUGCCACCGGAAGGGCGCCCUGGUGUGCAUCGACAGCACGCUUGCGUCGCCCAUCAACCAGAAGCCCCUCACCCUCGGUGCAGAUAUCGUCGUGCACUCCGCUACAAAGUACAUGGCCGGUCACCACGAUGUCAUUGCCGGAUGCGUUAGCGGCUCGGAGGCACUCAUCUCCAAAAUACGGGCAUGGCACCACGAUCUUGGCGGCGCUAUCAGUCCGAACGCAGCUUACAUGUUCAUACGCGGGCUUAAGACGAUGGCCCUCCGCGUUGAGGCACACAACCGCACGGCGCAACAAAUGGCAUGCCUCCUGGAGUGCCACCCAAAGAUUGAACGGGUGCACUACCCUGGGCUUGAGAGCAACCCAUGGCACCAAGUCGCCAAGAGUCAGAUGACCGGGUAUGGCGGCGUUGUCAGCUUCGAGGUGAAAUCAGACCUCAGCGGCACCAUGAGGUUCGUUGAUGCACUGGAAAUCCCCUUGAUCGCAACAUCGCUUGGCGGUUGCGAGAGCCUGGUGCAGCAGCCGGCGGUCAUGUCAUUCUGGGGUAAGAGUGAUGAGGAAAAGACCAAGAACGGGAUCAAGGACAACCUGGUGAGGUUCAGUUGCGGGAUUGAGAAGUUUGAGGAUUUGAGGGAUGACAUUCUCCAAGCAUUAGAGAAGAUUUAGGACUCACCCAUGAAAAACAUUUUUUAGGAUUUGUAGAUUUUCGCUGGCUAGAACUUCUUUGUACAUGUAUGAGUCUGCUAACUUCAAAGUUAAUUAGUUCUUAGGAUAUUCUUUUAUUCAAAAUGCCUAUUGGCUCAGAGAUAACAAUUUUUGUAUCUUAUAUCACAUAAGUAGUUAAUAAUAAAAAUUACAUGAUACAUUAGGAUAUAUUUUAA